AUGGAACCCAAGACACAGCUGCAUAAAGACUUGGAAGGGACUCUAGUUGACGCCACGGAGUACAGGCGCAUCAUUGGUUGUCUGAGAUAUUUGCUACACACACGGCCUUACCUAUCGUAUUCUGUCAGAAUGGCGAGCAGAUACAUGGAGAGGCCUACAAUCAUGCAUCACAAGGUAGUCAAACAGAUUCUUAGGUAUUUGAAAGGUAUAAUUCACUUUGGAUUUGUUUACAUGAAGGAACCUCAGGAAAUUGGUAUAUUCGGCUACUCGGAUAGUGAUCUAGCCGACGAUCUAGAUGGGAGGAAAAGCAAAAGUGGAAUGACUUUCUAUUUUAAUGAAAGUUUGGUGUCUUGGAAUUCACAGAAGCAGAAGACAGUGGCGCUUUCAUCUUGUGAGGCAGAGUUCAUGGCAGCCAAACUGCAGUCUGUCAUGCUUUGUGGUUAA
Zingiber officinale is the source of this 444-nucleotide messenger RNA. RefSeq names its product secreted RxLR effector protein 161-like. Lineage: Eukaryota; Viridiplantae; Streptophyta; Magnoliopsida; Zingiberales; Zingiberaceae. Bases 1 to 444 code for a protein of 147 amino acids. The transcript has a single exon. The record is from RefSeq and is a predicted model, not a curated record.